Molecule: messenger RNA, 1654 nt
Organism: Drosophila busckii
Lineage: Eukaryota; Metazoa; Arthropoda; Insecta; Diptera; Drosophilidae
Gene: lic
Product: dual specificity mitogen-activated protein kinase kinase 6
Exons: 5
Coding region: 441-1451 (336 amino acids)
Biological process (GO): protein phosphorylation; stress-activated MAPK cascade
Molecular function (GO): ATP binding; MAP kinase kinase activity
Source: RefSeq, a predicted model, not a curated record
CACACUGUCAUCCAAGCGGUGAUUAAAAACAAAAAAUAGUUGGGAAACCUUCCGCGAUUCUUGUGCGAAUAAGACUUGAAAAGUGCACGCCAAUAAAGUAGAGACAAACUUAAGGAACGAACGCGGCAAUUGGGAAUUCCGAAAAAACGCAGCAGAUAAAUUUACAUGGCGCACACACACUUUGACCAAAUGUGGUAGAAAUAGCAAAAAGCUAAAAAAAAAGCAGACCGUCGCGUCGCUGUUUUCGUUCGACGCCGAAUUCCAAUCAGAAAGCACACACAUUACGCACGAAGUGACAAAAAUAAUAAAACUAAACGAAUUGCAAUUUUAGUAAAAAGAACACGCGUGAAAAUUGUUAAGUGCAAGUGCAAGCCGCCAAACACACACACACACAAGCACAUCCACAAGCAGAGCCACCUUCACAGAAGUAAAGCGCCGCAAUGUCACGACGUCCGCGACCCCCACGCAUCGAAGUGGGUCCAACUGACAAUCAGCCGGCAGCAUUAGUGCCUCCACGCAAUUUGGACUCACGCGCCACCAUACAAAUUGGCGAUCAGACAUUUGACAUCGAUGCCGAUAGUUUGGAGAAGAUCUGCGAUCUAGGACGUGGUGCCUAUGGAAUUGUCGAGAAGAUGCGACACCGUCAAACGGGCACGGUGCUGGCCGUCAAACGCAUACCAAUGACGGUUAACUUUCGUGAACAGCAACGUCUCAUCAUGGAUUUAGAUAUAUCGAUGCGUUCCAGCGACUGUCCCUAUACGGUCCAUUUCUAUGGUGCAAUGUAUCGCGAAGGCGAUGUUUGGAUUUGCAUGGAGGUAAUGAACACCAGUUUGGACAAAUUCUACCCCAAGGUAUUUAAAAAUGAACUUACCAUGGAGGAACCAGUGCUCGGCAAGAUUGCUAUGAGUGUGGUCAGCGCGUUGCAUUAUCUGCAUGCUCAGCUACGUGUUAUACAUCGCGAUGUUAAGCCUUCCAAUAUAUUGAUUAAUCGCAGUGGCCAAGUUAAGAUAUGCGACUUUGGCAUCUCUGGAUAUUUGGUUGAUUCGGUGGCCAAGACUAUUGAUGCUGGCUGCAAGCCUUAUAUGGCACCAGAACGCAUUGAUCCGCAGGGCAAUCCCGCACAAUAUGAUAUACGUUCGGAUAUCUGGUCUCUAGGCAUAAGCAUGAUUGAAAUGGCCACGGGCCAGUAUCCUUAUAACAAAUGGAAGACGCCCUUUGAGCAGCUGCGUCAGGUUGUGACAGAUGAUCCGCCGCGUUUGCCCAAGGACAAGUUCUCUCCAGAGUUUGAGAGCUUUAUAGCAGUCUGCUUGCAACGGGAGUAUACGGCGAGACCAAACUAUGAGCAAUUGUUGCAACAUGAAUUCAUUGUUGAGCAUUUAAGGCGUGAUACAGAUAUCUCCAAGUUUGUUGAAAGGAUACUGGAUCUGCCCGAUGAGCAGAUGGCCCAGUAGUGUCCAACAUGCAUGCGCACAUACACAUACAUGAACUAAUAUUAUAAAUACGCAAAAACAUUGUAAACCAAACAAAAAAUAUUCUGAAAAGUCUUCUACACACAUUGUAUGCGAAUGUGUGAUCAUGUAUGUGAGUGUGCGUAUGUAUAUUUAAUGCAAACAAAUUGCCAAUUGUUAAUAUUAUGUAUUUAAGCAACAAACAA